Erigeron canadensis is the source of this 1464-nucleotide messenger RNA. RefSeq names its product lysosomal Pro-X carboxypeptidase. The record is from RefSeq and is a predicted model, not a curated record. Bases 1 to 1464 code for a protein of 487 amino acids. NCBI's taxonomy places the organism in Eukaryota, Viridiplantae, Streptophyta, Magnoliopsida, Asterales, Asteraceae. Gene Ontology annotation, biological process: proteolysis. Gene Ontology annotation, molecular function: serine-type exopeptidase activity; dipeptidyl-peptidase activity. The transcript is spliced from 10 exons.
AUGGAACCAAUGUUGUUGUUCUUGUUGAUGCUUAUGAUGAGAAGUGGCGGUGUGGAAUCAAGGCCAAGUACUAUUAGCAGGUUGUUGAGACAACAAAAACAAGCACCAAAAAUACCAUCUCCCUACAAAGCUCACUAUUUCCCUCAGAUCAUAGACCAUUUCAAUUUUGGACCAAAAAGCUCCAAGCUCUUCCUUCAAAAGUAUCUUAUGAACCAAGACUAUUGGCACAAGGGUGCACCCAUCUUUGUUUACACUGGGAAUUCAGGCGACAUUGGCUGGUUUGCAGAAAACACCGGCUUCCUUCUUGACAUUGCACCCAAGUUUCAUGCCCUUGUUGUCUUCAUCGAGCAUAGAUAUUAUGGGGAGUCAAUGCCGUUUGGGAAUCAAUCAUACAAUUCACUAGAAGCACUAGGCUUCAUGAAUACAGGGCAAGCGUUGGCAGAUUUUGCAAAUCUUAUCACGAGUUUGAAGCAUAAUCUAUCUUCUGAAACUUCCCCCGUUGUGGUAUUUGGUGGUUCGUAUGGGGGAAUGUUGGCAGCCUGGUUUAGACUAAAAUAUCCACAUAUAGCAAUUGGAGCAUUGGCAUCUUCAGCCCCAAUCCUGAUGUUUGAUCAUGUUUCCACUGGCUUCGCCGAUGCUGUUUCCCAGGAUUACAAGGAUGCGAGCUUGAAUUGCUACAAUGUGAUGAAAGGCAGCUGGGAAGAACUGGAAUCCUUCUCAACCAAGAAACAUACCAUGCUUCAACUCACUAAGACCUUCAAAUCUUGCAGGUUAGUGAAGUCGACAUAUUCAGUAAGCAGUUGGCUAAGUACAGCCUUUGUUUACACAUCCAUGGUUAAUUACCCAACAAAAGCCAACUUUGAGAAGCCACUUCCUGCCUACCCUGUUCAAGAGAUGUGCAAGAUCAUUGAUGAAUACCCUCCAGGAGCAUCCAAACUUACCCGGGCUUUUGCAGCCGCGAGUCUGUACUACAAUUAUUCUGGAACACAAAAAUGCUUCGACUUAGAAAAUGAUCAGUCAGAUAUCCAAGGAAUUCGUGGUUGGGACUGGCAGUCAUGUACGGAAAUGGUGAUGCCAAUGAGUAACUCAAACCAAAGCAUGUUUCCACCAAGUUCAUACAACUACACCGCAUUUGUUGAACACUGUGAAAACAGAUACGGCGUUACACCUAGACCUCAUCAAAUUACUACUGAAUAUGGUGGCAUUGGAAUUGAAAAGGUGCUGAAAAGGUCGGGUAGCAAUAUCAUAUUUUCUAACGGGAUGCAAGAUCCAUGGAGCAGAGGCAGUGUGUUGAAGAAUAUAUCUGCUAGCAUUGUGGCACUUGUGACCGAAAGAGGGGCUCAUCAUGUAGAUUUUCGACAUGAAACAAAAGAUGAUCCAGAAUGGCUGGUUAUGCAAAGGAAACAAGAAGUAGAAAUCAUACAGAAAUGGGUAGAUGAAUACUAUUUGGAUUACAAACAAUGA